AUGAGCCGCCUCCCCGAUCUACCCCAACGAUUCCCACCAACUCCUGAGAUAUUGCACUACACACCGCAACGUUCAACUGGCAAAACGAACGCCGCAGAGACGUCAAGGAAUCAAUGGCGUGCUCAUCGACAAAAAUCCCAAUCAAAUCUGUCUCGAGUCGAAGCACACACCUACCCUCAAACAAUGACUGUCAGAGAAGGAUUUAUCCAGUACUGGGCCGACAUAUCACAUGAGGAGAUGGUAGCUUUGAUACCUGGAGAAAUUCUUCCUCUCUUGCAGAAAAAGCUUCGACAGUUAUUAACAGACUUGAAUACUGAUUUGAAGGAUCGAGACAGGGCCUCUAAACCUGUGGAUUUCGAAUAUGAAUUUUGGAGAUAUUGGACAAACAUGUCUGAUAAAAAGCUGGUGAAUUUAGUGAAGGAGAUGGAAAUGAUGGAUGUGAUAAAGGAAGAAGCUCGACGGGAAUUUAUGAAGGGAGAUGGGCACAAUUAG
Molecule: messenger RNA, 492 nt
Organism: Sclerotinia borealis F-4128
Lineage: Eukaryota; Fungi; Ascomycota; Leotiomycetes; Helotiales; Sclerotiniaceae
Source: the annotation of a GenBank genome assembly